Messenger RNA from Drosophila elegans, 2286 nucleotides. RefSeq lists its product as uncharacterized. Lineage: Eukaryota; Metazoa; Arthropoda; Insecta; Diptera; Drosophilidae. The transcript has 5 exons. Bases 77 to 2197 code for a protein of 706 amino acids. Gene Ontology annotation, cellular component: Ku70:Ku80 complex; nucleus. Gene Ontology annotation, molecular function: double-stranded DNA binding; damaged DNA binding; telomeric repeat DNA binding. Gene Ontology annotation, biological process: double-strand break repair via nonhomologous end joining; cellular response to X-ray; telomere maintenance. The record is from RefSeq and is a predicted model, not a curated record.
CAUACUGUUGUGAAAUCUCUGCGCCGGCAAUUCAAAUUUCUGCCAAUUCCUAUAUUUAUGCAAAUAAAUUUUCCCAAUGGCUUCUAACAAGGAAAGCCUUAUAAUUGUGCUGGAUGUGCGCACUUGUGCCGCCGAAGAAGUCAAACUGAAAUCCGCAAAAUGUGUGGCGGAGAUUCUUAAGGACAAGAUUGUGUGCGAUAAGAAAGACUAUGUGUCCUUUGUCCUGGUGGGCUGCGACAGCAAUGAAGACGAUAAAAGGGACGAAAAGUCGGACCACAAAGCGUAUCCAAAUGUGGUUCGAUUUGGAGAUCCACGACUUUGCAACUGGAAACUCCUACUGGAAUUUUUCACGUUUGUCAAUAAAACUGCUUGCGAGGAAGGACAAUGGUUGGAUGGUCUCCAGGUGGCAAUGGAUCUGCAGGAAACUGCCUUGGCAUUUAAGCCCGCCAGGCAAAGGAUCCUCCUGCUCUUUGAUUUCAAUGACUUCCCGCAGGACUACAAGAGAUUCAACCAAAUCACGGACCAAUUGCUUGAAAACAAAAUCGAUUUGAUUGUGGGAACCCACAACAUAGCCUACAUAGACAAUGCGGAGACCAAUCAACCGCAGGCCAUUUUCAACUUCUCUAGAAAGUGCGGCCCCGAGGCGCUGGAGAACCAGAAGCACGUGCUCAGCCUCGUGCCCCGCUGCAAUGCCACGCUGUGCAGCUUCAAGGAGGCCCUGCUCACCGUCUUCAAGGUGACCAAUCGACGGCCGUGGGUGUGGAACGCCAAGCUGCACAUCGGCAGCAAGAUCAGCAUCAGCCUGCAGGGCAUGAUCGCCAUGAAGAACCAGACGCCGGUCAAGCUGGUCAAGGUUUGGGCGGAGGACGAUGAGACGGUGACCCGCGAGACGCGGCACUUCAUCAAGGGCACCGAGGUGACACCGCUGCCGGAGGAUCUGAUGGCUGGCUACAUGCUGGGCGGCACUCCGGUGCCCUACGACGACGCCCUGCUGGAGCCCAAGGAACCGCUUCCGCAGGGUCUGCAUUUCUUCGGCUUCAUCAAGCGCAAUGCCGUGCCGGAUGAGUACUUUUGUGGCGACUCCCUGUACCUUUUGGCUCACCAGAAGGGCAACCAAGCCGCGGGUAUCAAAUUGGACGCCCUUGUGCGCGCCCUCGUCGCCUCGGAUCGGGCAAUCCUUUGCUGGAAGAUCUACAGCGCCAAGUUCAACAGGCCCAAUAUGGUGGUGCUCCUGCCCCGCCUAGCAGACGAUACCCAUCCGGCCACGCUGUACAUGUUGGAGGUGUCGUACACGGCCCAGCACCACUUCUGGGACUUCCCCGCCCUGCGAACCACCAAGACGGAGUGCAGCGAGGAUCAGCUGGAUGCCAUUGACCAGCUAAUCGACAGCACCGAUCUGGAGUGCAGUCUGCGGGACACACAGCAACCGCGUCCGUGGGCCCAAAACGAUCUGCUGCCAUUUGACGGGCUGCCCAGCAUCUUCGAGCAGAACGUGAUGGAUGUGCUGGAGCGGAAGGUGAUCAAGGAUAACGACCGCGAUGAUGAGAUGCUCAAGGGCAAGAACUUCGCGGAUGUCUUUUGGCGAGUGCCGGAACCGCUGGAGGAGAAGUCCAAGAGGGCGGCGGCCAAUGUGAAGAAGCUCUUCCCACUGCGCUUCAGUCGCGCCUGGCAGGAGAAGCAACUGGCCAAGGAGCAGGCGGAGAAUGGUGUGCCCGUCAAGCAGGAGCCAAUGGAGCAGAAGAUCCCCAUGCCAUCGGACGGCGUGGGUUUGACCAAUCCCGGUGCGGAUUUCACUCGGAUCUUGGAGAGCGUUCGCUCCAUCACGAAUGCCACCCAGCGAGAUGCCCGCUUUCAGGCACUGGCUGCUGAUACGCGCGUGGUUAUCCUCACCCUGCUGGAGCGCAAAAAACUCAACCUCGUUCAGCUGGGCGAGAUCAUUAAGCUGUACCGACAGAGCUGCAUGGACUUCAACGCCUUCCUGGAGUACGACAAGUUUGCAGAGGAGCUGAAGAAGGUCGCGUUGGCUAAGAACCAGAGCGGUUUUUGGCAGGACGUUAUGGUGGACAAAGAAUUGGGGCCCCUGGUCGUGGGCGAACCCACGCUGGACGACGAGUUGGCCUUGAAAGCAUACUACACCAUCGAAAGUUGGCAGGAAAGCGAGUCCGAGGGGCAACAGGCGGAAAGCAUGGAGAACUAAUAUUAAUUCUUAUGUUAAGCAAAGUUGUUAUAUUUCCCAGUUUUAUAUUUAUUCCUUGCUGCUAUGUGGAAAUAAAAUUAUUAAAUUUA